Messenger RNA from Prunus persica (peach), 3081 nucleotides. RefSeq lists its product as uncharacterized. NCBI's taxonomy places the organism in Eukaryota, Viridiplantae, Streptophyta, Magnoliopsida, Rosales, Rosaceae. The record is from RefSeq and is a predicted model, not a curated record. Bases 740 to 2869 code for a protein of 709 amino acids. The transcript is spliced from 2 exons. Gene Ontology annotation, molecular function: protein dimerization activity.
GACUGUGCACCACCCUUUUGAUCCUCUUGACUCUUCAUAACUGCCCCUGCAAGCUAGGCCACACCUGAUCAAGACUCUGGCUUUCUUCUACCCUUUUGCUCUCUAAUCUAAUCUCUCUUCCUGAUCACAGUCAUGGCAGCUCCAUCUUCACUCUUAACUUCGUCAAGGUAUGUAUACCAAUGUCUCUUGGCUCUCUUCCUCUGUUCUUCUUUUUGUUUUUGUUAUUUUUUUUUUCAAAAUUUAUUUGUUUGUGUGUGCAUGUAUGUGUGACUGUUGAGUGCCAUUUUUGUUGAUGCUUAUUGCUUACCAUGAUACCAUGUACGGCAUUCUACAUAACAAAAUUAUUUUUGGUUCCAGUUCUUAGUGUUUUGGUUCUCUGUGAGAGAAUGAGAAAAUAAAUAACAAAGAAGGCCCAAAAGAUGGUUCUUUUUUCCCUUAUGAGCCAGAAAAAGAUGGGUUUUUUUUUUUCUUUCUUUCCUCUUCUUGUGGUGGCUAAGUGGUGGGCAAAAGGAAUAAUUUUUCUGUUUGAAUCCCUUUUUUUUUGUUAGUCUAAUUAUUUGCUUUGUGAUCACAAACUCAUAUCAGUUACAUGCAUUAUGUUUAUGAUGUAUACAUACUGAUUAUAUGAUUUAGUAGUGUUUGAGGUGAAUUUGCAGGCCUAGCUUGCUGAAACACUAGAUGUACACAUUGGACAUAAAGAUCUUGAGGUGAAAUUGGGGGGUUUUAUUUGAAAAGAAAAAUGGAUGGUAGCGGUAGUGAAGCCAUCAACGUUUAUGAGCAUUGUACCGUUGUUGAUAGAAAAAAGGGUAGAGUGGCGUGCAACUACUGCGGUAAGGUGGUGAGUGGUUCAUUCCGUUUGAAGUGCCAUGUAGGAGGAAUCCGGGGGGAUGUAGUGCCAUGUCCAACUACUCCUGCUGAUGUGAGGGAGCUGAUGAGAAACCGGUUGAUGGAGAGAAAAAGAGAAACAUUUGGCAUGGAACAUAUGGAGCUGCAUUUCCCUGAUCUUCCCCGGAGGAUGAAUAGCAGUCCUAGCUCGAAUGGCAUUAAGCAUAAUAAGCCUCAAACUUCUCAGACUUCUGGCUCUCAGAAUGGAAGCCAAGAACAAGAAGAGAUGGAAUUUUCGUUGGAAGAUGGUGAAACAGGAAAUGUCUUUGUUUCCAAUGGAAGUAGAGGCUCAAAAAGAGGUGGCAAUGAGGAAACAAUAGAUGAUACAGCAUCAAGGAAAGCCGGGAAGUGCAUCGGGAGAUUCUUAUAUGAAACAGGAUUAGAAUUUGCUGCUGCAAAUUCACCUAGCUUCAAAAACAUGAUACAUUCUACCCUUGGUCCUGGUCUGGGGGAGUUCAAGAUCCCCAGCUAUGAAGAGCUCAGAGGUUGGAUACUUGAGGAUGAAGUAAAGGAGGUUACAGAAUAUGUGACAAAGAUUAGAAAAUCAUGGGCUACCACUGGGUGCAGCAUCUUGUUGGACAGUUGGAUCGAUGAAAAGGGACGAAAGCUUGUUAACUUUUUGGUGAAUUGCCCUGAAGGCGCAAUUUAUCUUUGCACCCAUGAUAUUUCAUCCUUCGAUAUUGAUGCCAUAUAUUCACUUUUGGAGGAAAUUAUGAAGGAUGUGGGGGUAGAAAAUGUGGUCCAGGUAGUGGCAGAUUCUACAACAGGCUGGGCUGGUAUUGGGGAGGAGGACUUCAACAAUAGGUUCAAAGGUGUAUUUUGGGGAGUGAGUGCAUCUCACUGCAUUGAGCUGAUAUUAGAGAAGAUUGGCAUGAUGGGCUCUGUUAAAAGGAUAUUAGAUAAGGCCAAGGUUAUUACAAAGUUCAUUCAUGGACAUUCAACAGUUUUGAAGCUUUUGAAGAAACAUAACCUUGGUAGGGACCUAAUUCAGCCCUCCAAGAUAAGGUCAGCAAUGCCGGUUAUGACUUUAAAGAAUAUUUUAUCAGAAAAGCAGAAUCUGAAAGACAUGUUCUCCUCAUCUGAGUGGAACAUGUCACCCUGGGCCUCAAGAGCAGAGGGCAAGAGGGUUGCAGAUUUGGUGGAGGAUCACUCUUUCUGGACUGGAGCUCGGAUGGUCUUGAAAGCAGCUAUGCCACUCAUCCGCAUUCUUGAUCUGAUCUUUAAGGCUGACAAGCCACUUGUGGGGUACAUAUAUGAAACCAUGGAUCAAGUGAAGGAGACCAUUCAAGAAGAAUUUAAAAACGAAAAAUCCAAGUACAUGCCUUUCUGGAUAGUUAUUGAUGAGAUUUGGGACAAUCAUCUCCAUAGUCCUCUCCAUGGGGCUGCUUAUUAUCUUAAUCCAAGUCUCUUCUAUACAAAGGAUUUCAAUGGUGAUCCUGAGGUUGCAUUUGCCCUUCUGUACUCUCUUGUACAAAUGGUGCAGCAUUAUCAAACUCAAGUCUUAAUAUCGCGUCAAUUCAGUAAGUAUAGACUUGCUAAAGGGAGUUUUCAAGAGGGGAGAGACAGAAAUCAAGGAAGAAACAUUCCUCCAGCUAUAUGGUGGUCUUGUUAUGGACACCAAUGUCCUGAACUGCAGCGGUUUGCCAUUCGAAUUCUGAGCCAAAACUGUGAUGGCGCUUCAAAAUAUGGGCUCAAAAGGACUCUGGCUGAGAAGCUGGUUACAAAUGGAAGGAAUCCUAUCGAGCAACAACGGCUGAAAGAUCUCGCAUUUGUUCACUAUAAUUUGCACCUGCAGCAGUUUUGCUCGGGCGUGAAGACUGGCAUUGUGGCUGAGGAAAUUGAUCCAAUGGAUGAUUGGAUCAUUGAUGAAGCACCAGAUAUUGAGCCUCAAACUUCAGUUUCAUGGAUGAACUUGGACUACACUCGAGGAGCUAUCGAUGAGGAAGGACUUCCCAGAACUCGAGCAAAGACAGAGUUCAUGUAAGAUUCUGAAAAAGAUGAGUAAAUUUUGGACAGGAUCAAAACCAGAACAUCUUUUGUUUUUUUUUUUCUUUGGGUGGAAAAAGCCAGAACAUCUUUUAUGUUUAUGUUUUCUCACCUUUAGUGUGUGUAUGUUGGUAGGACAUAUAUGUGAUUUAUGUCAGCAACUCAAUCUGUAAAAUGUUCUUACCAACUUAAAUAAGUUCUGGUCUAACA